AUGCUAGCUCACGACCUUCCAUGUGAUUUGAUAGAGGAGAUACUUUGUCGCGUUCCGGCUACAUCUCUGAGGCAUUUACGAUCUACUUGCAAACAAUGGAACUUAUUGUUCAACAACCGGAGAUUCACAAGAAAGCACUUCGAUAAAUCCCCAAAGCAGCUUAUGACUCUCAUGUUGAACGAGUCUAUGGUUUGUUCGACGAGAGUUAAUCUCAAUGGAGUUCCAGAGGUCACAAGCGAACUUAGCCUAGUUGACCCUCUUUAUAGUAGUUUAAUAGAUCAUGAGUUCGAUAUUUAUGAAGUCUUUCACUGCGACGGCUUAUUAUUAUGCAUCAACGAAGACAACACUAGACUCGUGGUCUGGAACCCGUGUACUAGUCAAGCUAGGUGGAUCCAACCCAAAACACGUGUCAGCAGCCAUGCUCUUGGAUCCUACCAUGGUAAUAGCUAUAAAGUAUUGAGCUACCACCCUGACUUCGCAAUCUUUGAGAAUAACUCUAAUUCAUGGAGGAGUCUUGAUAUCACCCCCGACUGCACCAUAGAAGAUUCUGAACAGUUCAUGUCUUUGAAAGGAAAAACGUACUGGUUUGCUUGUGAUAAAAAAGAUGAGCGUCCCAUCAGCAUAUUCUUACUCAGUUUUGAUUAUACAAGUGAAACGUUUGAACGUCUACGUCUUCCGUGCCAGAGUUUUCUCUAUGAAACUAUGUCUAUGUCCGUUGUUAGAGAAGAGAAGCUUUCUGUGUUGUUACAGCGAGAUUAUACGUCAAGGACAGAGAUAUGGGUGACAAAUAAGAUUGGUGAGACCAAAGAAGUCUCGUGGAGCAUGUUCCUAGCACUGGAUUACUCGCCAGCUGGACUUCAUCUUCGGGAUACCGUAAGUUUUUUGGUCGAAGAGGAGAAGAAAGUCAUCGUGUGUUGUGAUAGAUACUUGGAAGAUGAAUUCCACGGCAAAAAGUUGAUUCACAUUGUUGGAGAGCAAAAUCAAGUCAGAGAAUUUGAUUUUGGAGAAGCCAAACAGUGCCCGAUUUUGUUUAAUUAUGUUCCAAGUUUGACACAAAUCCACCAAGGUGUAGGUGUGGGAGGGAAAAGAAAAAGAGAUACAAUUAACGGACAAUAUGCUGGAAGAUGGUCCAAGCUUUUUUACAGAGUUUAGUGGUUUUGUUUUUGAUGGGCACAAGUUCUGUUGAUUUUAGUUUAGUGGUAUUUUUUUAUACUACGAAAUGUUUCAAGUGAGUUAUACAUACUUGUUGCUAUUGCAUUACUUUUCAUCAUUUUUUUGUAUCGUUAUAUGAUCAGGAUUCAGGAAAGAUCUCUCAGGUUCCAGAUCUUUCUUUGACAUAAUUUACAUGCAGGUUUGCAUGCUUCUUUAGCGUAAUAAAUUCAAAGAUAUAGAACACGACUGACCUAACUGAAUUAUGUACAAGAAUUAGUGAGACCCAAA
This is a messenger RNA of Brassica napus (rape), 1440 nucleotides long. RefSeq names its product probable F-box protein At5g47300. The transcript has 2 exons. Gene Ontology annotation, molecular function: protein binding. The record is from RefSeq and is a predicted model, not a curated record. Lineage: Eukaryota; Viridiplantae; Streptophyta; Magnoliopsida; Brassicales; Brassicaceae. Bases 1 to 1152 code for a protein of 383 amino acids.